ACCUACAAAUAAUAAGCAUUGCGAAAUAACCUACACUUUUUAAAAGUAAUCUUUACCUUGGCUUCAAAAAUCCUGUAAUUCUGUGUAGCGUCUCGCGCAGGCUGAUCCUCUCAACCACAAGGAGGCCACACGCAAUACAAUUUCAACAAAUCAAAUGCUGCGGUUACAGAGAUUACCCCGUGAUGCUGAAGAAUGUGGAUUGUACACUAACGUUACUCAUGUUGUCGUUUAUUUUCUGAGCGAUUGAAUAGAUGGAGGCCUUUACAAGCUUCAAUACAGGACUGACCCACUCUUUCUGUUGAUGGUGUAAUAUUAUAUGCCGUCGUUUAGUCUCGAAAUGGAUGUACAACAAUAGGGUGUUGGGAUUUAUUGUAGGCUAGGAUGCACUCAAAGUAGCGGUUUUCCGUCUUUUCACGCUGGCUAAAAGCGACUCUGAUCAACAAACACAGUUUCACUCUCAUCUAAAAGUAAUUUAUACAACAAGAGGAUAUACUUAUCUCACUAGGACAGAGAUGGGCAACUUUGAUGGGGGUGGAUGCCACAAAAAAUCUGAACUCAUCAUGGGAGGCUGCAGUGGCUGGAGGAAAGAGAUGCUGUGAUUGGAGUGGACCAGGAACUACCACAGAGGUGAAGGAGGAAGAGGAGGAGGAGGAAGAGAUCACCAUGAAAGGUCUGAGUGGCUCCAGGUUCUGCUUCUACGUGGGUUUCGUAGUGGGGACCCUCAGCCUGUACCUCUUCCUGCGCCAGGUAUGGUUCGAGAGGAGCAUGGAACUCCCUGUGCUGGGAGGGAUCCAGGGCAGCUCAGUAGCAGCUGUGGCAGAGGAGAAGCAGGCCAGUGACAGUGACAACUGGAGUGUGGAGGGAGCAGCCCUCAUCAAUCUCAACCACCCACACCACACAGGUGAGGACAGUCGCGUGGCAGACGAGUUGUACCAGAAGGUGCGCAUCCUGUGCUGGGUGAUGACAGGCCCCAGUAACCUGCAGACAAAGGCCCGCCAUGUCAAGGCCACCUGGAGCCGCCACUGCAACGUGGUGGUCUUCAUGAGCUCUGUCGACGACCCAGACUUCCCCACCGUAGGGCUGGGGACAGGGGAGGGCCGCGACCAGCUCUACUGGAAGACCAUCCGGGCCUUCCACUAUGCCCUGGAGCAUCAUGGGAACGAUGCCGACUGGUUCCUCAAGGCAGAUGACGACACCUUCGUAGUGGUGGACAACCUCCGCUGGGUACUGUCCAAUCACACGCCCGAGGAACCCCUCUACUUCGGCAAGCGCUUCAAGCCCUACGCCAAGCAGGGUUACAUGAGUGGCGGAGCGGGGUAUGUGUUGAGUAAGGAGGCCCUUAGGAGGUUCGUGGAGGGGUUCAAAACCAAGGUGUGUACCCAUACCACCUCUGUGGAGGACUUGGCUCUGGGACAGUGUCUGGAGAAGAUGGGGGUUCUGGCGAUGGACUCGAGGGAUACGUUGCAGCGUGAGACGUUUCAUCCAUUCGUGCCAGAGCACCACCUGACUGGGAAGUUCUCCAAGAGCUUCUGGUACUGGAACUACUGCUACUACCCCAUCGUAGAGGGUCCCCAGUGCUGCUCAGACCUGGCAGUAUCCUUCCACUAUGUGGAUGCAGAGCUGAUGUACACACUGGAGUACUGGACCUACCACCUCCGUGCCUACGGCUACAGACACCGCUACAGACCUCCACUACCACAGGGCCUGGUGGAGCGGCUGGCCCAGACAGAAAGGGCCACUGUGGGGACAGCUGGUAGAGGGACAAUCCCAGCUGGUAUCAUUGUUGUUGGUGGUGGAAACCAGUCCAAAAUGGAGGCAGUGUCAUAUAAAGGUGCUGCGAGGGGAGGUAAAAUCCCCAUGGACAAUAACAGGACUGCAGUCACACAGGAGAGUCAGCAGUGAUUCUCUCUGGGCCCGAAACCUAACUUCCACUUAAGUGGAAUUUUAACUUGGUCAUGCAUUGAUGUCAAUGGGACUGUUUGAUUUAAGUGUUUGAAUGUGUUUUUAAGGUGGUAAUGGGAGUGCCAGGAACAGGUUCGAUAUGACCCACAUUGUGCACCAGUUCAACCACAGUUCAGGUUUGAAUGAUUAUAGGUGAUUUAUUAAGCAUUUUCAAAUCCAUAUACUGUACAACUUUUUACUUGAAAGUCUUAACUGUUUUUAUCGAUAUCUGUUGCUGUUUUAUCUGAUAUUCUGUUUGAAUUCAAAUAGUAUGCCGUUAAUGACCAUAUAUCUGUAAACACUUCUAGAUCACUUACUUCAUGUAGCCCAAGCUGCAUUCAAUGAUUCUGACCUGGACAUUUCUGAUAACAUGGUAUCAAGCAUUUCUGUGUCUUACAGUUGAUUUGGCAAAUCAUCAUUGUCACAACUAACAGUGCUCCCGUAUUCGAUUCCCUUAUUGACCGUCCACAACUAUUCAAUUCUAUAUUGUUAUUUCACUUAUAGAGAGAUAUGAAGGGACCUUUAUAUGCGUGCACUGAACAAUGGUAGUUUCUUAAAUGUGUCGAAUUUUCAGCAGAAUCUGAUGUUUUCAGCAUCAGGUCAAGCUGAUAGAGAAAAUUGUUGUGCAAAUGUUUGAAUGGUAUUACAUUGCUCUGUGGUGUAGCUGGGGGGUAUUUCAUGUCAAAUAUAAUACUAUAUAAUAAUAAUACCCAUAUGAUGUUAUUAUCCCCUAUAUUCUAGAUAACCAGCUGAGCAGUUGAAUUGCCUUAAAGUGGGGUAGAUUAAACUUAAAUACAGUACAAAAAUAUUUUUUGCACAGUACUACAUAUGGUUAAUUUUUGUUGUGCUUACAUAUUCAAAGUGCCGGAUGACAGCAUCUUUGUCAUUGCUAUGAUGGUGGAUUUAAAAUGUUGUAACCAAAUAUUUUUCUCUUAAUUGUCAGUGUUGUUGAAAUAUGAUUGCCACAUUUUAUUAUAUAUUUAAUUUGAAUCACAAACAUAUGGUAAAGAAAUAGAUCUUAUCAGAUUGGACUGUUGCUGAUUCCUGUCAGAUAAAGUUAUAUACAAACAUUAUAGUUAUUAGUUACUAUGAUAACCCAUCGGGCACAUGUUACAGUAGCAAGUUGAUUUUGGUCAGUUUAAAUUCCAUAGAUGUUUUCGCAAUACUUUGUUUUGUAAAAUAAUUAGUUUCUCUUCCGUAUUGUAUAAUAAUAAUAACUCCAAUCUUCUGAAAAGGGGUUUUGCCUUGGCUGGAUGUCAGGGAUGGGUCUGGAUGAAUGUCUUGUCUAUAACCCACGACGAAACCUGGAUCAAAACAGUAACAUUUAUAAUCACAAAAGUUGUAUAAAUGUGUUUUAAAGCA
Molecule: messenger RNA, 3303 nt
Organism: Coregonus clupeaformis (lake whitefish)
Lineage: Eukaryota; Metazoa; Chordata; Actinopteri; Salmoniformes; Salmonidae
Product: glycoprotein-N-acetylgalactosamine 3-beta-galactosyltransferase 1-B
Exons: 7
Coding region: 526-1902 (458 amino acids)
Cellular component (GO): membrane
Molecular function (GO): N-acetylgalactosaminide beta-1,3-galactosyltransferase activity
Source: RefSeq, a predicted model, not a curated record